Aegilops tauschii subsp. strangulata is the source of this 1631-nucleotide messenger RNA. RefSeq names its product pectin acetylesterase 8. Gene Ontology annotation, biological process: cell wall organization. Gene Ontology annotation, cellular component: plant-type cell wall. Lineage: Eukaryota; Viridiplantae; Streptophyta; Magnoliopsida; Poales; Poaceae. The record is from RefSeq and is a predicted model, not a curated record. Gene Ontology annotation, molecular function: pectin acetylesterase activity.
CCCGGCCCACUGCCACUGCCGGCGUGGAAAAACAGACGUGAGCCGGCACGCACAGGCACAGGCACAGCAGCUCGCAUUGGGAAGCUCGAAGCAUCGGCGACGUCGCUCUGUCUGUUCGGCCUCGGCCCCCGUCCUCGCUCGUAGCUGUCUCUCCUGCCCUGCCGCACAAGAGGGAGGGAGAGGCCGCCCUGGCUGCGAGAUUAUCACGAGGCGGCGGCUUCCGUUCCACCAGCCACGGGUAUGGGGAACCGAAGCAAGCUCCGGCUAUGGUGCUCGGCGUUCGCCUGCGCGCUGGCGGUCCUCGAGGCGGACGGCUAUUUCGUGGACAUUACCUACGUCGAGAGCGCCGUGGCCAAAGGGGCAGUAUGUCUGGACGGGAGCCCGCCUGCGUACCAUCUCGCCCGUGGCUCCGGCUCCGGGGCGAGCAGCUGGUUGGUUCAUUUUGAGGGAGGAGGAUGGUGCAACAACGUGACGACCUGCCUGCAGCGGUCGCACACCCGGUUAGGGUCCUCCAAGGAGAUGGCCAAGCAGGUUGCCUUCUCCGGGAUCUUGAGCAACGCCCCGGAGUACAACCCAGACUUCUACAACUGGAACAAGGUCCGGGUCCGGUACUGCGAUGGCUCGUCUUUCACCGGCAACAAGGAAGAAGUUGAUCCUAGAACAAAUCUACACUACAGAGGUGCGAGGGUAUGGCAAGCAGUUAUGGAAGAUCUGCUCGCGAAAGGAAUGAACAAAGCUGAAAAUGCUCUGAUUUCGGGAUGUUCUGCUGGUGGAUUAACUUCGAUACUGCACUGCGACAGAUUUCAUCGGCUUCUGCCGGCGGCGGCCAAUGUUAAAUGCCUUUCUGAUGCUGGUUUCUUCAUCAAUGUGAAGGACAUUGCUGGAGUGAACCAUGCUGCGGCCUUUUUCAGUGAUGUAGUCAAGACUCAUGGCUCGGUAAAGAAUUUACCAUCUUUGUGCACUUCCAAGUUGCCUGCAGGCAUGUGCCUUUUUCCUCAGAACGAGGUGAAACAGAUUCAGACACCCCUGUUCAUCCUGAAUGCAGCAUAUGAUUCAUGGCAGGUACGGAACAUUUUGGUGCCGGGAGGUUCUGAUCCUCGUUGGCGAAGCUGCAAGCACGAUAUAAAACAGUGCUCGGCGAAGCAACUUAAGAUCUUGCAGGGAUUCAGGGACCAUUUCCUGGAAGCAAUCGAGGCACAAGGGGACUCACCCACCAGAGGGCUGUUCAUAAACUCGUGCUUCGCGCACUGCCAGUCCGAGAUACAGGAGAUCUGGUUCGCGCCCGGCUCCCCGGUGCUCGGAGACAAAAGAAUAGCAAGCGCGGUUGGAGACUGGUUCUACGGCCGCAGUUGGUUUCAGAAGACGGACUGCCCUUACCCUUGUGACUCCACCUGCCAUGUCUUCAAGAACUCCUCCCACACGUAGCAAGUGCAGCGGCCUCGCUUCGUACUACUGUUCCCAUUGAUCACAUUAUUGUUGCUAUUACAUUUGAUUGGUGCACCGCCAUUGGUGCUCCGUGCUCGCAACAGGGCACGGCCUGGUAACCGGCCAUUGAUUUUGUUUACAGGAAUAGUGUUGCUAAAUGUCGACUGAGACUUGGUUGGAUCUAUAUUCGUGAGAUCUUGCAGGAA